AUGUUGUCCCAGACAAUAGAGGUCCCCCAUAUCCCCGACUUUUCUCCAUGGGCGGAUUUGCGGAUGCUGCAUUUGCUGAAGCACAUUGCCAUCGAUAUAUGUGAUAGUCCUCCUUGGAACUCUCAGGGGUCGAUCAUCGGUCUCAUAGCCGCGUGCAAGAACUUAGAGUCAAUCUCUAUUGUCCUCCGAGACGUGGAUUGCAACGAGCAAGAUCCCAAUGUGUUCUUCUACCGCCGCUUUCUCCCGCCGCCUGGUCACUGCCGUCUCCAGGACGUCCCGGACCAGGUUUUGGGCCGUACCGCUAUCAAUUUUGACGUCGGUGGCCGUCCUCACGUGCCACCGUGCCCCGUGGAGCAGUUUGUGGACUGGUUCCGCAAAGAGCUUGAUGGGAGAGCGGCUCUGGUCGCCCCCGGGCCGCCGCCCGCCAAUGGAAGCAUCAGUGCAGUGAAGAUCAAGGUGCAGUCCUUUGUCGAGUGCGUCGAAACCCCGAACCUAAGCGAAGAGUGGCGUGAACCUUGGUGGCAGGACGCCGAAGAGGACACAUCCGACUCCACAGACGAGGCAUAUGGCUACAGAGACGACUCAUUAGACUACGGAGACGUGGAAUUCGACAACACAGACUAG
This is a messenger RNA of Lasiosphaeria miniovina, 624 nucleotides long. RefSeq lists its product as uncharacterized. The record is from RefSeq and is a predicted model, not a curated record. The transcript is spliced from 2 exons. Bases 1 to 624 code for a protein of 207 amino acids. NCBI's taxonomy places the organism in Eukaryota, Fungi, Ascomycota, Sordariomycetes, Sordariales, Lasiosphaeriaceae.